Aspergillus calidoustus is the source of this 813-nucleotide messenger RNA. NCBI's taxonomy places the organism in Eukaryota, Fungi, Ascomycota, Eurotiomycetes, Eurotiales, Aspergillaceae. The record is from the annotation of a GenBank genome assembly.
AUGUUUGGGCUCCGUCAGGUUGUGCAGUCACAACUGCGAUAUGCAGCAACACGCCCCCCUCUACUCCUUCGAUCCCUGCGCCAUGGCUCAAGAAACGCAACCACCAGCGCAAGCGCCGCCCAUAUCUCCCCUCAGCGGUCUUUAUGGCUGCGGCGGGUGCUCUAUGCAGGGAUAUUCGGCGGCCUUGGUUUUGGCCUUAGCAAACUUCAGUUCGAUAAAAUGACAUCUCCGGCGCCAAUUCCGGGGUCGGAGGAAGAUGAGUACAGGAUGGACCGCAUCGAGAUGUUCUUUGAGGAGCGUCUGCCUAUCGUAAAGCAGCUACGGGAGGAUCCGGAUUAUAUCGAAGUUGAUGUCUACGGCAAUUAUUCGUGGGUAGACAAGGAGCAGCGGCUUACGUCUGGCCCGUUGAGUGGGAGCGGGGGACUGGCAUUUCAGAGAGUCUUUUGGCACAACCAGCAAAAGAAAGCGAUUAACAUUGUUUUCAUCGGCAAAGGGGUUGAAGGGUGGCCAUCUUGUGUGCACGGUGGUGCGCUUGCUACCAUACUCGACGAACAUCUCGCUCGGGUUGCGAUUCAAAAUCUGCCUGAGCGCACAGCAGUUACUGCAAACCUGGAUGUGAACUACCGGAAGCUAUCACCUUCAGACCAGUUCUACGCUGUCCACGCGACGCUGGAUCAGGAGCGAAGCACCGAUCGCAAGGCUUACGUGAAUGGAGUGGUUCGCGAUAUGGAUGGAAACCUCUUGGUCGAAUCCUCGGGUCUAUUCGUAGUCCCCAGGGGCUAUAAACUGAGGAGGCUAGGAGACGCAUACUGA